UCAUUCCUUCUCUAUUUUCCUGAACCAAGAACCAAGCCUUCAUCUUCUAUGAAGACAUAGUUUUUUUUUUUUUUUUCUAUACAGAAAAAGCAAAGCCCACAACCCCAAAACAAAGAAAAAAUAAAAUAAAUCAAUUUUGGACCCAGAAAAUUCCGUCACUUCACCGAUCAUCUGAUUCUCAGGUAAAAGAUAAAUGUUGGGAGAAAUAUUGGACUGGUUCAGAUGCAGAUUGGAAGUAGCAUGUGGGCAGUAGCUACAAGGAGAAGAGUGAUAAAAAAGAAGAAGAAGACAGGGAGAGGAAAGGAAGGAGUCUUGGACCCACCUAGAAUUAUUUAUGGGUAAAACUUAUCAAGGAUAAGAAUUUCCUCACUAGUGCACUCAAGGCCUUGAUUUGUCGUAAUUGGCCAAGAUGCAACGGAACAGAAGGAUACUAGAUUCCUUUCCAGAAACUAUCGAUCUUGAUCAGGGAUCUGUUUCUAGUAAUGCUUCUGGAGAUCCUACAGCCCCUUGGGAUAACUUACUAAAUCCAGUGGAGGAUCGAUUAUCGAAUUCCAUGCUUUCUUCUGCUAAAGGAAGUCUUAGACGUGCUAAUGGUAUUAGUUAUAACACACAGAACUGCAGUGCGCGGGAUCAAGGUGAGUCGAGCUCCAGUGCCAAUUUGAAUGGCAUUGGACAUGCUAGUCAUUUUAGAAUAGGACAUGCUUGGCCUUCUUCAUCAACUAAUCAUGUCCUGACUAAUCCAAAGUCAGAAGAAACGCGAUUUGGACCAUCCAAUGUCCUCCAUCCUGAGAGUUCAUCAAGUGGAUAUGGUGGAAACCAUCUGAUUGGCAACCCUACAGUUUUACCAAAUCUUGCCUCGGCUCACAGUCCUGUAAAUGCUAACUUAAGUGGCAUCUACAACAAUGGUGACACUCGGCUGGCAAUGAGACCAAGUGUAUCUCCAACUGUCUACACUUCUAACAGCAGAUUGGAAGUGGAGCGUCCUGCUUUUGGUGUCUCUUACAAUGCUGGUGCUUCUUCAGGUAGUUCUAGUUAUUGUGCCGGGCCCCCUGAUAUAUCACGUUCUUCCAUGGGUACUUGGAGUUUAUCCUGCAAGCGCAAGGUCCUUGAAGGCAGUUCUGGGCAGUCUCUUGGUAGAAGUUCAAGCUCCAAUGCACAACCUGAGAACAUUAUACCCCACAAUUUUCCAACUCAAUAUGAUGCUUCCAGCAGCUUAAACAUAUCACCAGUCUCUGCAAGUGUGCAGAAUACUUAUCACUUGGAAAACCUUUAUCCAAGAAAUAGGGCUGGUACAAGAGUGGCUGCUUCUGACAUAAUUCUUCCUCUAAGUGCUAGUGGAGUUGCAAAAACCUCUGCCAGAAUUUAUGGGAGUGGACGAAAUGUUGGGAAUCAUGAUACAAUUACAUUUGGUUUACUGCCAACUGGGGCCGAUUUAGGGCAUUCUAGUGUUGGCUCUACUCUUGUGACUCCUCAGCCUAUUUCAGUAUCUAAUUAUUUAGGCUCCAGACAACCAAUUUCACAGCCAAUGAAUGCAGGUAAUUCAGGAAGCCAUUCUGGCAUAAUGCACAUUUCUGGUGAUCCAAGUGGUUUUCAUUCAGUUCCUUGGAAUGUAUCUCCUAAUUCACGAGGUGGUUGUUCAUCAAGUUCAAAUGUAGUUUCUGCUGAUAGAUCUACUGCACUACAAGAUGAAGCUAACUUCCGGAGCUCAAUAAGAAAUAAUGGGGAACCUCUUCCAUUUGUUCCUGCUACUGAGACCGGAAAUAUGGUACAGGAUCCCACUAAUUGGAGUUUAGCUACUUCAAAUGGAAUCUAUUCCAGAAACACGCCUUCUAGUUCUGCACUCAGCCAUGGGCCAAGUAUGCAAACUUUUCCUACUGCAUGGACACCUUAUCAAAACUUAGCAACCAGUAGCAAUCGUAGUUCUUCAGAAAUUUCUCCUUGGACUCUCCUCCCAUCUGUUGAGUCCGAGUCUGGAAGUCAGAGAGGUCAUUUUCCACUGCUAUCUUCAGCUGCUUGUCCUGUGGAGGAGGCAGAGAUAUCAUUGCGAUCUAGUGGCCGGGGAUCUAGUAGCCGUCGUAAUCAUCGAAACCACCUUAUAUCAUCUUUGAUGGUCGAUUUUCCAAAUAAUGAUGUGGAUGGAUGGCGUGGUUUAGCUUCUGAUAUCGAGGGUCGCCACAGAAUGGUUCAGGAGAUUCGUCAAGUCCUGCAUGCCAUGCGGAGGGGUGAGAACAGGCGAUCCGAGGAUUAUAUGAUGCUUGAUCCAUUUGUCAACGGCAUGGCUGAGUUGCAUGAUAGACAUAGAGGCAUGAGGCUCGAUGUUGAUAAUAUGUCGUAUGAGGAAUUAUUGGCAUUGGAAGAACAUAUAGGAAAUGUGAACACCGGAUUGGGUGAAGAAACCAUUUUGGAACGUAUGAAACAGCGGAAGCAUGAGCCAAUAUAUGGAGGGUUAUCGUCAAAUUUGGAGCCUUGCUGUAUAUGUCGGGAGGAAUACACUACUGGAGAUGACAUGGGCAUGUUGGAUUGUGGACAUGAAUUCCAUAGUAGCUGCAUAAACCAGUGGUUAAUGCUGAAGAAUCUGUGUCCUAUUUGUAAGAUGACAGCCUUAAAAACAUGAAAUGCAACCAAACAAAGAUAAUUUCCCCAGCAAAAAAUUCCCUGGAAAAAGGGAAAAUAGAGGGGUUGGGUGUUGAUUAAGGGGAAAAAAUCUAUGUUACAAAUACAUGAUAUAUUUAUAUACUUGCAUUUGAAAGUGUUUAGGAUAUUGGGUGUCGGUUAAGGAAAAAAUUCAAGGAAAAAUUGUGUGAGAUUUUUCUCUAUCUUACCAAAAAAGAGUGUUCAAAUCUUACACUUUCCAGUUAAUAUGUUCACUUUUUUGUGAGACAAAAAAAAGCCUCAAACAAUUAAUGUCAAUAGGUAAGUCACAUUAACUUUUUUUUUGUAAUAGACCCAAGAACCAUCAAUCAUCAUUUUCAAAAUGGAAAAGAACACUUGUAUCGAGAAAUUAUUUACCAGCAGUUAUUUUUUUUACUUUUA
This is a messenger RNA of Solanum dulcamara, 3033 nucleotides long. Its product is annotated as E3 ubiquitin-protein ligase MBR2-like. Lineage: Eukaryota; Viridiplantae; Streptophyta; Magnoliopsida; Solanales; Solanaceae. The record is from RefSeq and is a predicted model, not a curated record. Gene Ontology annotation, molecular function: ubiquitin protein ligase activity. The transcript has 7 exons. The coding region runs from base 410 to 2614 and encodes 734 amino acids.